Quercus robur (English oak) is the source of this 1722-nucleotide messenger RNA. RefSeq lists its product as uncharacterized. The coding region runs from base 41 to 1561 and encodes 506 amino acids. The record is from RefSeq and is a predicted model, not a curated record. Lineage: Eukaryota; Viridiplantae; Streptophyta; Magnoliopsida; Fagales; Fagaceae. The transcript is spliced from 16 exons.
UUAUGAUUUCGAAUAGUUGGGGAGUAAACAGCAAAAAGUUAUGAUUUUCGUAUCAGGUCGCCAAAAAACACUCUUUAUCCCUGGUGCGCCCAAAUUUUUCAUAGUAUCACUAGUUACCAUGAGCUUCACUUUGGCGCGCUUCAUCCUCACCAGUGGGAUUUCCACACAAGCUGGAAGUACCGCCAGAAACCAUGGCUCUCUCCUUUUAACCCCCAGGGCAAGAAAAUUUACUACAACUGCCAUACCCUUAGCUCAAAAGUCAAGUGAAGAACUGUUGGUGGUAGUUGGGGGUGGAGCUGCUGGGGUUUUUGGAGCAAUUAGAGCAAAGACUCUUGCGCCUAAUCUUAAAGUGGUGGUUAUUGAGAAAGGGAAACCUUUGUCAAAGGUGAAAAUAUCUGGAGGUGGUAGGUGCAAUGUGACAAAUGGGCAUUGUACUGACAAUUUGAUUCUUGCAGAACAUUAUCCUAGGGGUCAUAAAGAACUGAGAGGAUCUUUUUUCUACACACACGGCCCAGUGGAUACCAUGUCCUGGUUUUCUGAUCAUGGGGUGAAGCUUAAGAUUGAGGAUGAUGGAAGGGUAUUUCCUGUCAGUAACAGUUCUUCUUCGAUAAUUGAUUGUCUAAUGUCUGAAGCAACGAGGUUAGGAGUUUCUUUGCAGACUGGAAAAGCUGUGACAACCGCUUCUGCUACUAGUGGUGGAAAAUUCCUCAUUAAGAUUGAGAAGAGAACAAUAAAUUAUGUUGAAUAUGUUGAAGCUGAUUAUCUAUUGAUUGCUAGUGGUAGUAGUCAGCAGGGUUAUAGUCUUGCAGCUCAACUUGGUCAUGCAAUUGUUGAUCCAGUCCCAAGUUUGUUUACUUUCAAGAUUGAGGAUUCACAAUUGGCAGAGUUGUCAGGAGUUACUUUCCCUAAAGUUAAAGCUAAGCUGAAAUUAGAUAAUGUCCAAAGUAACAUACCACAGCUCACACAGGUUGGGCCCAUGUUAGUCACACACUGGGGAUUCAGUGGGCCUGUUGUUCUUCGGCUAUCUGCCUGGGGGGCACGAAAUCUGUUCAGUUCAGGUUACAAAGGGAUGCUUGUUGUGGAUUUUACACCUGAUUUGCAUAUAGAAGAUGUGAAGUCCAUACUUAAUAAGCACAAGCAUCGGUUUGUGAAGCAGAAAGUGAUCAAUUCAUGUCCUUCAGAAUUUGGCCUUGUAAAGAGAUUUUGGAAAUAUAUAUUGGAUCGUGAGGGUUUAUCUGAAGAUAUGUUGUGGGCUUCUGUUUCUAAUAACUCAUUAAUUUCUGUCGCUUCUUUGUUAAAACAUUGUACGUUCAAGGUAACAGGGAAGGGUCAAUUUAAGGAUGAAUUUGUCACUGCGGGAGGUGUCCCACUUUCUGAGAUCGUGCUGAAUACAAUGGAAAGCAAAAUACAUUCACGUCUAUACUUUGCCGGAGAGGUACUGAACGUUGAUGGGGUAACUGGUGGUUUUAAUUUCCAGAAUGCUUGGUCUGGUGGAUACAUUGCAGGAACAAGUAUUGGUAAAUUAUCAAUCAAUGCUUAUCUUCAGGAGGGAGUUUUAUGACAUAGACAUUUGGAGAUGACUGCUGACCCAUUCAUGGUUUGCUUUCACACAGAGAGGAUGAUUUUUUGGGAAAUAGUUCUUAGUGAUUCAUUGUGCACGAAGGUUCUGGUCAAAUUGUAAAUGAACAUAGUUCUCUUUAAGUUUUAUUUACAUUAUCAACC